Molecule: messenger RNA, 376 nt
Organism: Paramecium sonneborni
Lineage: Eukaryota; Ciliophora; Oligohymenophorea; Peniculida; Parameciidae
Source: the annotation of a GenBank genome assembly
AUGGAUGAUGAAAUAUACAUAAAAUAGCCUUUGAAUGAUGAAUAGAAUGAUCAAUCAGAAAAGUUUAAGAAAAUAUUUUUAUUUUAUUAGAUAAUCCUAAUUUGUAUAAAAUGAUGAAUCAAUAGAACAUUUAGUAAAUUCCUUAAUCUAAAAUUAAUAACCUAAUGAGGAUGAUUAACUUAAGUAAUAAAUUGUUAAAAAGAGGAUUAAUGAUUAAAGGUAAUUCAUGAANUUAGUUAAGUAUGCAAAUUAAGCAAUUAUAAAAAUUUUCUAAUUCCAUCUGACGCUUACUUGCUGUAUGAAUUGUAAUAAUAAAUUGAGCAAAAUGCUUUUAUUGUUGUUGAGUAGCAUUAAAAGCAAAUGUCAAAUAAUUUGA